Molecule: messenger RNA, 2290 nt
Organism: Siniperca chuatsi (mandarin fish)
Lineage: Eukaryota; Metazoa; Chordata; Actinopteri; Centrarchiformes; Sinipercidae
Gene: polg2
Product: polymerase (DNA directed), gamma 2, accessory subunit
Exons: 8
Coding region: 517-1887 (456 amino acids)
Biological process (GO): mitochondrial DNA replication
Cellular component (GO): mitochondrion; cytoplasm
Source: RefSeq, a predicted model, not a curated record
GGAUGUAAAGCUAUCAGUUCCGGAUCGUAUGUCACAUGUAAAUCCUGUGAAUCUCAAACUUUGUCCAGCGGUUAUCAUUGAACCUUAAUUGUGUGACAACAGUAACGUUAGUGAACAACUGUCAGGCGAGUGCAUUUGCGGUAUGUAGUUAUAUCAUGGAUGUAUAAGAAGACCUCCACGAGUUAGCUAGCUACAGAAUGCUUGCUAUCAGUCAACGCUCAACAGACUGAGGAUAAAGUUGUCACCUCUUACUGAACCUGUAUUUUUAUGCUAAUCAGUUAACUUUCUUUUUCUUUCUUCUUUUUUUUUUUUUUGCUUUGAGAAAGGUGACUUGCUAGAUCAAGGCCUAUCUUAUAUUUUAACCCUUUUACAUUUAAGGUUUAUUUGGACUGUUAACGGUCCGUAAAGAGGGGUCAAAUUAUGAUAAAUGAAUGAUUUUUUACCCAUGAGGAUUCAUCACUUCAGUAGACAAUCUUUGGAUUUACCGACAUUUGGACCAGUCUGUCACUUCUCAUCAUGUUAUCUUACUGUGUCAGAAACGCCCUAUCAAGGCGUUUGUCCAUAUUAAAAGCCUCACAGUGCAGUACAACGCUGGCUCUGCAACACACCAGAGGACGCAGCAGUACAUCAUCGAGUGAGGAUUUGGAUCCGGUCAGGACUCUGCUGCAGCUCUGUGUGGACAGAUACUAUAUUUCACCUGGUCAGACUAAUGUGGAGCUGUUUCAGCGGGGGGUGAGCUGCAGUUAUGGACCUCUGGGCAUGGAGCUGAGGAGAAACCUGCUGGAGCAGUGGUGGCACUCUGUGACCAGGUCCACAGCUCAGGUGUUUGGGAUAAACACUCUGAGCAGCAGCAGGGACACAGCAGCACAUGGACGGGGGCAACUGAGGAUUGUUGAGUCUGAAAAUUUAAAACAAAUACUUGAACAGCAAGAGCUGAGCAAGGAGCAGCUCAUCCAGAAGGUACAGACGCUCCUUCAGAGGUCCCCAUCUGUGAGAGGAAACUUUCUUCAAGGUGCCUUGGAGCAGUUUGUCCCCUCGCUGGAGCUGGUGAACAGGAAGCUGCCCUUCGGCCUGGCUGAGACGGGCCUGUGUUUCCAGCCCUCAGAUGGCUCUGGUUGCCCAGCUGAGGUCACCCAGACGUCUCUGGUGUGGUUCUGCUCUCCUCGCACCUCCUCCCAGUGGCUGGAUCACUGGACGCUACAGAGACUGAAGUGGUGGAGGAAAUUCGCCCUGUUUCCAUCCAACUUCAGCAGUAGUGACGUCCCAGAGGAGGAACUCGAGGAGGCGGCAUCUCGUGGUGUGAGGAUCAUCUACAGCUUCCCAUGGGGACAGGAGACCCUGGAGACGCUGUGGAGCAGAGGAGACACCAAGCUGCUGCAGACACACAAAGGAGUCCAUUCCAAACUACAAUGUCGAGAUGGUCAUAAGUCAGUUCCUCACGUUGUCUCUGUGACCGGAAACGUGGACCGUGGCGUGAUGGCCUUUCUGUCCAACUCACUCCAGCAGCUCAAGAAAGAAAACGGCAAGCAGAAGCUGCAGCAGAGAAAGGUUCUGAAGUUGCAUCCAGUGUUGGCUCCAGUCAAAGUGGCUUUAGACAUUGGCAGCGGAGCCACUAUGGAGCUGAGGCAGGUAUGUCAAGGGCUAGUGCAGGAGUUUACGGAGGCUAAGAUCUCUGCUUGGCCUGGAUAUCUUGAAACUCUGUCAACAUCAAUGACCGCAAGGUACGAUGAGAUGGGAGUGCUUUUCACUGUGGUGAUCAGUGAGAACACGCUGGAGAGCGGCCUCCUUCAAGUCCGCAACAGAGACACCACCAUCAAAGAGACGAUGCACAUCUCUGAGAUCAAGAACUUUCUCUCCAGAUACAUUUCUGCUGCUGACAACAUCUGAAUGGAGUUUUUGUUUGGGAAACUAAAACGGACAGUCUGAAUAUUGUGCUGCCUCAGUUUGCUUCCCUUCUAGAUACAAAACUAAUGUAAAUCUACAAGUCAGGGACGUCCUAGUGAGGAAUAUUCCUGCUGAACAGAGCAUUUAUUGGAUAUUAAUGUUUUCCUGAAUGACUUUUGGCUCAAUGUGACCCAAUUACAAAUUGUGGAUGUUUUAUGUAUUUUAUUACCUUAGGGAACUGGUUGGCCAGUUUGUGCGAUUCCAAUACCUCGGGGUCCCCGGGCUCCAACUGGAUGACUUUGCCCUAACCCUUCGGGGACAUUCCCGGCAUCCUAAAAACAAAAGCAAUAUGAACAUUUAAAAGUCUGCACUGAUAAGUUCUAAAUAAAUUCUGUAUAAACAACAA